AUGCCGGGGCGGUGCGGGGUGCCGGGGCGGAGCGUGGCCCAGGCUGGGCAGAGUCCGGCCGAGUCGCUGCAGCUGGAGGCAAAUUACUAUGGCAAAGAGCUGCAGAAGUCAGAUGACCUGAAAACCAGUGCGUGUGUCACCUCGGCCAGGCCCCUUCCCAAGGCGGUGAGAGAUGCUUUGGAGCGUGUCCAUGAGGAGGUGGUAGCCAGGUACUAUGGCUGCGGUCUGGUGAUCCCCGAGUACCUGGAGUCAUGCCGGAUCCUGGAUCUGGGCAGCGGCAGCGGCAGAGACUGCUACCUGCUGAGCCAGCUGGUUGGGGAGCGGGGCCACAUCACCGGGAUAGACAUGACCGAAGGCCAGGCUGAGGUGGCGAAGAAGCACAUUGCCUACCACAUGGACAAGUUUGGCUACCGAAAGCCGAACGUGGAGUUCCUCCAGGGCUACAUAGAGAAGCUGCGUGAUGCCGGGCUGGCCGAUGACAGCUACCAUAUUGUCAUCUCCAACUGUGUGAUCAACCUUGCCCCCGACAAGAGGGCUGUGCUGCGGGAGGCCUACCGCGUGCUGAAGCCUGGGGGAGAGAUGUACUUCAGUGAUGUCUAUGCCAGCCAGCGCCUGAGCGAGACCGUCCAGAAGCACAGGGUGCUGUGGGGGGAGUGCCUGGGGGGAGCUCUGUACUGGAGAGACCUGUACAGCAUCGCUGAGGAGGUGGGGUUCAGCCCCCCAUGCCUGGUCACCGCCAGCCCCAUCACCAUCAUUGACAAGGAGCUGGAGGGCAUCAUUGGUGACUGCCGCUUUGUCUCUGCAACUUUCCGCCUGUUCAAGGUGCCGGGUAGCAGCCAGGCCGGGCCAGGACAGGUCAUCUACAAUGGUGGGAUCGUGGGGCACGAGCGAGAGCUGGUGUUUGACGCCAACUUCACCUUCAAGGAAGGAGAGGUGGUAGAUGUGGAUGCCGAGAUGGCUGCGAUCUUGCGGAGCUCCAGGUUUGCGGACAAGUUCCUGAUCCAAGCUGGCAGGGCCAACGCUGCCGCACAGCAGGGCUGCUGUUUCAAGGGAGUGAAGGAGAAGAUCUGUGAUCCCUUCCAGCUGCUGGAGCAGCUGGCGGCCUCAGGUCCUGCCUGCCAUCCCGGUGGCACCUGUGGUCCCCCAGGGUGCUGUUGAGCAGUGAGUGAUGUCCCCACGCUAGUGAAUGCCAGUGGGGCAGGAGGAUGUGGCCCCAGCGGCAUGCGGCUACCACCAGAGAGCAAAUAAAUGGCCAAGAUCAAA
Messenger RNA from Harpia harpyja (harpy eagle), 1263 nucleotides. RefSeq names its product arsenite methyltransferase (gene AS3MT). Gene Ontology annotation, molecular function: arsenite methyltransferase activity. The transcript is spliced from 10 exons. Bases 1 to 1158 code for a protein of 385 amino acids. Gene Ontology annotation, biological process: arsonoacetate metabolic process; toxin metabolic process. NCBI's taxonomy places the organism in Eukaryota, Metazoa, Chordata, Aves, Accipitriformes, Accipitridae. The record is from RefSeq and is a predicted model, not a curated record. Gene Ontology annotation, cellular component: cytosol.